AUGCAGGGAUUUACUCCUGAGCAGAUGCAGAUAAUAUCGAAUCUGCUUGAUGAGCAAGUUGGAACCCUGCAGAGAGAAAAUGAUCAACUACGUCAACAGAUUUCGAUUUUGAGUGAUGGCACAUCAAUUAAACGUUCGGAUUAUCAGGAUUUGGAAGACAGGUAUAGAAAAGAACAAGAGGAAUCCAUGAAACUAAACCGUGAGUUGAAUGAUAUGAAGUCAAAAUACGCUGCAGCAAUGAAUCAAAAUAGAAUCCUUGAGACGCAAGUAAACAGUCACAACAAAGAUGUAAAUACAAGUACACAAGCAUUGAAAACUAAGGAUGAUAAAAUCAACCAAUUACAAGAAGAAAUUAAACAACUUGAUCAAAGAAUUAUGAAGCAAAAGCUAGACUUAUCAGCAUUUCUUAUGGAGAAAACUGAUAUGCAACAAAAGAUUAACGAUCUUUGCCAACAAAACCUUGAAUUACAGAAUGUAACGCAAGAAUUAAUCGAAAAAGACAACCAAUUAGUCAGCGCAUUAAGCGAUAAUGCAACUGAGCUUGCUGAUAAAGAGAGGCAGAUUGAUGAUCUCGAAAAGAAAAUCAGAAAACUCGAAUCAAAAAUUCCAUCAAAAGAAAAUACAGAAAUAGAGAUUCCUCUUGCUUCAACAACAGAAAUAACUGAAUCUCAAACUGUCAUUGACGAAGGGUUACUUAAGAAAUACCAAGAUGUUAAAGCAGAAAAUCGACAAUUAAAUUCUCAACUCAGGCAAUUCUCAGAAGAUAUUAAGAGAAUAGAAAGACUCCAGACAGCUGUUGAGAAAAAGAAGAAAGAAAUUGACAUUCUACAGCAAAUGCUUGAUAAAAGUGAACAAGAAAAAAGAGAACUUCAUCAAAUUGCAGACCAGUUCAGCAUAGACCUGAAAAAUACCAAAGAUAAAUUAAGUAUUACAGAACAGACAUGCGAAGAAAAGGUUAAAGCCAUUGAAAGAGAAAUUCAAAUUUAUAAAGAAAGAUUUGACCAUGAUACAAACCACAGAGAAGCUCUAGAAGUCGAAGUUGUUGAGAAAACAAAAGAAAUCAAUGAGUUAAGAGAGACAAAUCAACAAUUGGAACGUGGCGAAUUUGGAUUAUCUCAAGCUGUCACUCAGAUCAAGGAAUUAAAAGCAAUGAUUGAUCUUAGAGAUAAAUCCAUCACACAUCUCGUAAGAGAACUCAAUACAAUGGAUAAAAUCAUUGAUGGCCUCGCUGGAGUUAUUCAACCAGAUUUUGAUGUUGAAAAAUUUAUCGUCAGUGUUGAAGAUGAUAUUGCAAAAGCUCAGGAUAACAGACUGAUGAUUGCUUCUCGCGAACUGAAUAAGCGAUUGGAUGAUUUAAGGCAUAAAAGACCGCAUUCUCAAAUUAAAAUUAUUAUUGAGAACAAAGAAGACCAGGAUAUGCAUAUGACAGCUACACUCUAUGGAAAGAAUAAUGAUAUAGAGUCAGGUGGUAGUGCUGUGCCUUCAAAUUUCGUUACAAGAGAUUUACAAAACGAUUAUGUGAACGAAGAAGAAGAUUUGAACACAAUCAAAGAGGAUGAAAAUGAAAAGACCAAGAGAGCAUCCUUUGAUGAGUUCCAAUCCAGCAGUUUACCAUCAGAUUCUUAUUCAAUAGAAUCAUUUGACAGAACUUCACAAGAAAGACUUGUUCCUCCUAAGCCAGAACCCGUAGAAGUCGAAUAUGCUGACAUAGAGACACAAUGCAGGCCAGAAACAAGCAUGAGUACAAUUCCAACAAUUAAACCAGAGCCAAAACCAGAAGAUAACACAUACAAAGACUGGAUAGAGAAUAUGAAACGUGAUUACAAGAAGGCUGUCCAGCAAACUCGCGAUCUUUCCAUGGAAAACGACGAAUUAAAAGCGAAGGUUGACAAAUUGUUCGAAGAAAAGAAGAAAUUACAAGACCAGCUUGCCAGGAAAGAUGAUGAAAAGAAGGAUCAUGAAGAAGAAGAGAAGACAUUGCGUAUGACAAUCGACAGAAUGGAACUUGAAAAUGAAAAAACGAGAAUCAAAGCGAAUAUCAAAGCAAAACUUUAUACUUCCGCAACAUUUUCAAGUGCAAACAUUCCUGCCAUCAUUCCUAACAAAUUACAGAGUUCAACAUUGGAUUGUUUGGUUGAUAAUCCAUCAGAUCCAUUAGUUUUGAAGAUUAAAAGUCCUGAAACAAUUUCAAUUUUGCCUUCUGAAGCAGAAUUGAAGAGAAUGAGAGCCAAAGAAGAUGCAGCGAAUGAAAAGGUGAAACAGGCAACAACAGAAAUUGUUUCUUUGCAGAGAUUAGUUGCUGAUUCUCAAACGAAACUCGAUCAGAAAGACAGAACAAUUAAAGAAAGAGACCAAACAAUCAACAGAUUGGAGAAAAAUAUGCAGGAUGAAAGAGAAAAAUACAAAGAGAGAAUACACGAGAUAACUAAGCAAGCACAAGAUACGAUGAAUGCACAGAUGAGAGAAGCUUUGGAUCCAAGUCUUUCCGGUGUUCACAGUACAGAAACUGAUUAUAGAAAACUUCCUGAAGUUUCUGAAUACAUAAAUAACUUGAAACGCGAAAAUAAUUCUUUGAAAGAAAGAAACGAAGAGUUGCAACAGCUGUUCCAAAGCAUAAAGAACGACGCUGAGUCAUUAAGAGUCAAGGUAAAACAACUGGAAGCUGAAAGGAACAAUAAUGAUGACGAAAACAAACCAGAUAGGGAUGAAAAUCAGCAAACAAAUAUGGAAUACAUGAGAAAAUUACAGAGACAAAACUCAGAACUGAAAAAGAAAAUCAUGUAUUAUUCAGAUGAAAAUGAAAAGUUGAGAGCUUUGAGAGAAAGAAAGGAAAUUGAUGAUAGAAAGAUAGAAGACAAUAAUGAUAAUAAUUCACAGGAAACUAUUGAGAAAUUGACAUUGAAGAAUAAAACAAUCGCUCAAAAAUACAAUAAUUUGAAACAAGCUCAUAUGGACCAAGCUGCUGCUCUCGAGAAAGAAAAACAGAAGGGAGAAAGACUUAAAAGCGCUCUACAGAAGAAGGAAGAAACUGUUCAGUUACUGACUGAAAAGAAUCAAAGAUAUAAACAUCAGAACGAAAAACUCAAAGCACUUAUAAAUAAGAAGAAAGAAGGUCAAAAUUGA
Molecule: messenger RNA, 3123 nt
Organism: Trichomonas vaginalis G3
Lineage: Eukaryota; Parabasalia; Trichomonadida; Trichomonadidae
Product: centrosomal protein of 290 kDa family
Exons: 1
Coding region: 1-3123 (1040 amino acids)
Source: RefSeq, a predicted model, not a curated record